Mobula hypostoma (lesser devil ray) is the source of this 639-nucleotide messenger RNA. Its product is annotated as cilia- and flagella-associated protein 95-like. The transcript has 6 exons. Bases 1 to 639 code for a protein of 212 amino acids. The record is from RefSeq and is a predicted model, not a curated record. Gene Ontology annotation, cellular component: plasma membrane. NCBI's taxonomy places the organism in Eukaryota, Metazoa, Chordata, Chondrichthyes, Myliobatiformes, Myliobatidae.
AUGGAUUUUGGAGACAAAUUUGAGGAUCGUAAAGGAUCUCUUGCUCUCCGCUCAACUCAAAAGACAUAUGCCAGACAUGUGUUGGUCUGCAACUGGUAUCAGCACAGGGAGGCGGAGCCUAAAGAUUAUGAUAUAGAUGCUGUACCACAAGGAGAGCGGAAAAACUUGCUGCGCUCAACGUAUAAACGCCUUUCAAGCCUUAGUGAUGGAGAUUGGACUACCACUACAGAGUCGUUUAUGUCACAAAUUAAUUUAAAGGAUGAUUAUCGACUGAGGGAAAGGAAAUCAUUAAUGGACAUGAAGGAUACCAUGACAGAGUUUUUUGGGAGAACUUCUGGCUGCCCUGAGGCAAACCAUUGCAAUGCUCUACCAAGGCACCAUCCAGACCACUUCAAGAUGUUUCUGGAAACAACAUACACUUAUGACUUCCCUCCGCCUUACCAUUAUACUCUGAGUUCUAAAGAGGUGCCAGAGAGAACAGUCGACUUUAGAAAGUGCCAUUCCCAGUUUGUGGAUAGGGAUGAUUAUCGUCACUGCGGCCGGAAUACCUGGCUGGAUGAGAGUGGUAUUUACCCCAACUCUGAACUCAAGAGAAUCCUCUUCCCACCAUUCAACCCAAUACCUUCUCGCCUGAACUAA